Messenger RNA from Macroventuria anomochaeta, 2856 nucleotides. Its product is annotated as kinase-like protein. Bases 1 to 2856 code for a protein of 951 amino acids. The transcript has 2 exons. Gene Ontology annotation, molecular function: protein serine/threonine kinase activity; ATP binding. The record is from RefSeq and is a predicted model, not a curated record. NCBI's taxonomy places the organism in Eukaryota, Fungi, Ascomycota, Dothideomycetes, Pleosporales, Didymellaceae. Gene Ontology annotation, biological process: peptidyl-threonine phosphorylation; peptidyl-serine phosphorylation.
AUGCCUGAGACGUGCAGAAAUGCCCGGGAUGAGGUGGAGGACCUUGAGAUUGAGCAAGGGCCCAAGUCAUUCUUUCCGCUCAAUGAGUUACGAAGUUUCUUCAAAGAACAAAAGAUCCGAGAAAUCCUAUUGUGCGAGUGCACACAAUGUAAAGAGGACCUGCGAAUGUUCAAUAGUCGCAUCGACCGAGAAAAUUACGUCGACAUGAUCAUGGGAGGCCCAGAGCCUAAAGACCUCACCAGGACUUACUACAGUGUGUUCGGCCUUCUUGUCUAUGUAGAGCACCCCUUGUUCAUCAUUGGGUUCCUGGACCACAAGUGUAACGACUAUAUCUUGGAGUCUUGGGCAACCUUCUCUUCGGACCUCUCCCCUGACCGUUUAAAGACAUUCACGGGGGAAUAUAAGCGAAACGCAACAAGAUUCGAUAGGUUUGCAAGGAAGUUCACUGCAAUUCUUCCCCGGUUCGCUAUACCUCACCUGGAGCCGGACCGAUUCUCGCAGUAUCAUGAGAGUGUCGUUUUGCCAUUCAUAGAAGAAGUAGAGAUCGGCAAGAGACGAGCUGACGACGGCCAUUUGACAUCGGAGGGUGCGAAUGGGAGAGUAUUCGCUUUCAAAAUCCAGCGCGAAUACAAUCGUUUUCCACAUUCUGGUUCGAAGACCGAGUUUGCGCGGAAACGCAUCGAAACUACCCAGCCCCUAGCAUACCUAGAGCGCUCGAAUAUUCAGUACGUGCAGCAGUUUGAAGACGACCACAUCGUAAAGCUCAUCAAGGCCUACGGCCACGGCGAAAGUAUCAACCUCAUUUUCCCACGAGCUUGGACAAAUCUUGACCACCUUCUCCGCGACCGGCUGUUUGGGUACGGUGACAAGAGAGGUGCGAAACUGGAGUUGGCAGAUGCGUGGAAGCAGCUGCUUGGAAUAUCCAAAGCACUGAGAAAGAUACAUGGUUUCGGUAACAGCAGGGCAAACGGUGGUGUGGACGAUCAAUUAUGCAUCCACUUCGAUCUGAAGCCGGACAACAUUUUAAUCGAGCGAGAAGAUGGCAACUGGCUGAUAACGGACUUCGGCCAAGCUGCGCUCACAAGGCGCCGAAGAGGCACAACACCCCGCGUAGGUGGUCACUUCGGGACCGAUGCAUAUGCACCACCUGAAAUCGACGAUACGAGCAUGGAGUUCGGCCGCGCUUACGAUAUUUGGUCGCUGGGUUGCAUCAUGUUGGAGGUCGCCACCUUCAUGGUGCUCGGUCAUGCCGGUCUGAGCGGCUCCGGCAGUUUCGUAGGCUUAGACCAGACACGUCAAGCAAUGCCAAAAUGGGCGAGGAAUAGUGACGAAAGAUUCUUCUGCCAAGAAGUGCCGAAUGGAGAAUACGUUGUUAAGAAAGAGAUCCAAGCAUUUAUGGUCAACCUGGAGAGCAGCCAUGCACGCUCGUCAGACUGUGAUGACGAGAGCAAAGCGUUCUUGAAGAAGGUUAUAGGCCUGAUCAACCGCAUGUUGAAACCGAAGGUGACGGAAAGAGUGGACAUUACGAGGGUCGUCGAAAUCCUGUCGAGCGCCCGCAGAAGAGCUUCGGCAGGCGUAAUCGAGCAGAAACCACAUCAGGUCGUAGCUGAACCCGGUGAACACAUCCUUCAAGAGUCGGAGUUGAGCCGGAUCGAACUUUUGCACUGGUCAGCGGCGAACAAAGAGUGGGAGGAAUGCAAGUUGGCAAUCCUGGAGAGCGAGGCUGGAUUCAUGCGCCUGCACUGUUGGGCCCAGGGACACAUACCGAAAGACAUCAAUCUCCCCCGAAAUGGUGUUAAGAUGCUGCCUCUUUACGCGUUUUGGGAUCCGAGCAAAAUUCGAGGCUCAAAGGCAUGGAUUGACCUCUUGGCCUUGAGCGCUGAACGUUGUUCGGCGAUUCCCAAUGCCAAAUUCGCUUUCGAUGGAGGUUCUGGUCUUGACGAAGCACGGCUGAUCCAAUCCGUCCUUACUUCGCAGGACAUUGUGGGUAGCUUUGCGCUCAGUCGCGUCAUGAUGAGCAGACCGAGCUCGGCUACAGCAGCGCUGAGUCGAGCUUAUCGCAGAAUGAGAUCCAGCAAUGCCAAUACACCUACAGAAGCCAACAGUAGGUCGUUCGACAUGAAUUCUGCAACAGUUCAGAUCUGGGUCGAGCAACAGGAUGCAUUACCGACACACAUGACGAGAAGAGAAUCACAGGGAUCGCAAACGACUACUGUAGGACGACCUGUGCGACGUUCUGAUAGAGACAGAUCAAAAGUCCCGCCCUGCCGACUGUGCAUAUACCUCCAUGAGCCACAGUUCAUUUGCACGGUCAGGAUCGAUGUGAACUGGGUGCUGGAAGAAGGAACCUCCAAUAACAAAGUGCAUCUCAGACCACGCACUUCAGGAGGCUCUGGCACAUUCUAUGCAUCGUGGCUUCGGCCAACGCCCAACGAGCGCGCUGCUAAGCGUCCGGCGGGAAUACCUCUGGACCCGAGAGUGCUCCGCUACUACGAAGAUUCAGACAGCAUUGAGCUUGAAGAUGUCGAGUUAACCUUCCUGAACGCAGACGUCUUAGCAGCUUUCAGAUCGAAGUAUGAUGACACGAAGGAGGCCUGGGCCAACGAGCGUACAGCGAAAGAAGACAGAGCCGAGGUGAAUGGGAAGCCAGAAGGUACUCCACGGGUUCCCGACGGCGCGACUCGUCUUCCGGUACCGAGAGUAAGGGUCUCCAUAUUCGCAGGUACGGCCGAGGAGGAGGACUCUCAAUCAACUUCCAGUGCAAGUGCCACUCGAAGCAGGCAUGAUUCCACUAUGGAAAAUCGAAUUGGACCCUUACAAAACCCCAGUCUCCUUAUUGUUCCGCCAAAUCAGUGA